Messenger RNA from Chrysemys picta bellii (western painted turtle), 10863 nucleotides. RefSeq names its product striatin 4 (gene STRN4). Gene Ontology annotation, cellular component: dendrite. NCBI's taxonomy places the organism in Eukaryota, Metazoa, Chordata, Testudines, Emydidae. Gene Ontology annotation, molecular function: armadillo repeat domain binding; calmodulin binding; protein phosphatase 2A binding. The record is from RefSeq and is a predicted model, not a curated record.
GUGGAGGGGGUCACUUCCCUGAAUAGCCUCCAGGGGUCUGGUCAAGAGGAGCAGCUCCCGGGUUAUUGGUGUUUGGAGCAAAGGGAAUGACACUUUCCUGAGAUACUGUUUAAGGAGCAGGGGACUAUGAUCUCCCUCAAUAGGGCAUGAAGCCCAGCAGGGCUGUUCUCCCUGAGUAGCUCUAGGGAUGGAAUUGGGAUGGGAGGAAAUGGGAACCUCUCCAAACAACAAUGCUGACAGCGCCCAGGGAUGGACAUUUCCCUGAGUAGUGACUAGGGCUGUUAAGUGCAUUGACUUCUCCGAAUAGCCACGGCCAGCGGAUCUGCGGUUAGUAAUUCAGGUGAAUUCACUUCCACAGGGUUGGAGGGAUGAAUUGGUUGGGAUGGAAAUAGGUGCUGAAGAUGUUAAAGGAAUGCCCUGUCCCAAACCGCAGCUCAGGUACAGAGCAUUCUCCUUCCCGAAUACCAGUGGAGAAGGGCGGUGAGCGAGGACCUUUCAGAUCCUUGGCAAAGGGUGUCUGAAUGAAUGGUGUGACUCAUCAGCGCCUGGGUGAGAGAGUUACCAUCCCCUUGAAAGCUGAUGGGUUUGUAGAUCACAGGAGAGAGGCAAACAAAAUUGGCCAGAUCUCAUCGACUUCACUUUAUUCCUCUGCUCGCACAUGGAGGACAGGUGGAAGAGGUGAAGAGCAAUAGCUUAUCAUGUGCCAGGCCAGAAGGCCUUGAUGCUAGCCUCUGGCACGUGUGUUGGAUGCUGCGGGCUGUAAGGCAUCCCUAGAAAGUGUCUCAGAUUUCCGGAUCCUCAUAGCUGGUGUGGACAUGAGGCAUAAACUGCUUUUUGGGGUGCGUGCUUGUAUAUAUAGCUGGUCUUUGUAGCAAGGGGAAUUGAAGUGGGCCAAGCAGCAGGAUUUGAUGGGAGCAGGGGGUGAAAGGCAACGGAUGGGACAGAGUUGUAGGUAUCCAGGCAAGGGAAUAUGCAGGGAUUGAGAGACCGAAUCUAGCUGGAGAGUUUAAUGAGAUCGGGAUGCUAGGGGAGCAGUGAGAUGGCUUUAGUCUGCAGGGUGAGGCUGAGGAGAGUUGUGUAGGAGGGGUUAUGAGUGGAACAGGAAAAAGGCCAUAGAGAAUUGCUUAUAAAAUCGAGGGCAUUUCCCAGGGCACAGGUGGGAGGGUAGCAGGGUGGGAAGGUAGCAGAUUGGACGAGACCUUGGUGUGAGGGAAGAGAAUCAUGUGAGUCAGUAGCAGCAGUAUGGAGAAAGAGAAACUGAUCAAGAAGAGGAAGCUGCAAGGGGAAGAUGAGAUGGGGCUUUCAGAAGAGCAUUAGGAUGCAGUCUUGGCCGUGACUCUGAUGCCAGCUCCAUAGCCCAGCCAAUGAGACUCUCAAGGAGGAGGUACCCUGGGGGUAGGCUGCCAUGUGCUCAACACUUCUAUAGUGCUGUCCAUCCGCCUUUGUAAACACUAACUCAUUAAGCCUUGUAACUUCCCCCAUGAGACUGUUUCAAUAGUCUCGGAUUGGGAAACUGAGGCACAGAGCUGGGCGGUGACAUGACUCCUCUGUAUUUGUGGGCGCUGUCAGAGCCAUGAUUAGAAAUUGGGAUUUUCUGGCUCCUAGUCCUGUGCGGAGACCACUUGACCAUAUCUCAUUCUCAAGUGAGAAGAGGCCAGGGGAGCAUUGCUUGGUCUCAGUAAUUCCAUGGAUAUCAGUGUCAGGGAUGAGGAGGGACUUGCUAUUGAGGGAGCUGAUGUUGACAUUUACCCAAGAGAGUGGUUAGUGGCUGAAGAAUGAUGGAAAGAGGAUUGGGAUACUUCUCUUAGAGGUAACAAGGGCAUGUGUUGGGGAGAAUGCUUUGGGAUCAUCUUUGGGAGAUAUUAGCUGGCUGUGCCGGGUUUAAUAUGCUUAUACUCUAACUUCCCUGCAGCUGCUUAGAUUUGGGAUUCAUCCAGCCAGCUCUGACCUCAGCCUUUCCUGUUUGGAAGAGAGAGAAAGAGAAUUAUCAUGAGGGCUAGGAAGCAAGCAAUGCAUUCCGAAGCCAGCCAGUGAUACUGGAGUUAACCAACCGCAGCAAAUGUGCAUUGCUACUGAAGGGAGCGGGGAUGUGGCUGAAAAAGCCAAGUGGAGGAGAGUAACCCCACCACAAAUCCUCUUGCCCACCCACAUUUCAUAACUGGGUAGGGAACGCUGUGGCAGAAGAGCACGUAAAAGUGCAAUCAGAGCUCCGCCUCUGUGUCUGUAAGCAUCAUGGGAGCAUCCUUGUGGCAACUGGGACUCCAGGGGAGAAGGAAGGAGCAGUGGAAGAGGGAACGUGAAAACAGCUGCAAGGAUGGGCCAACGGCUAGAGCCCUACCCAGGGCUGUGGGAGACCUCGGUUCAAUUCCUGCUCCACCCCAAACAUCCUGUAUGAACCGAGGCACAUCACUUUGCUUCUCUGUGUUUCAGUUCCACAUCUGUAAAAUGGGCCUAAUAGCACUGCCCUACCUCACAGGUAAAGAUUGUGUGGCACUCAGAUUGUGCGGGCCAGAUAAAUAUUCAAGAUAGCGUGGCAAUUCACAUGAAAAGUCCCUCAAACAAUAUUCACUGCAUCACGUCACCUUGUGCCUCGCUUACGCAUCCUUAAGGAGACACAUUUAGCUAGUGAUCAUUUAUUGCUCGGUGGGUUUCACCUGCGUUCGCAUGCGCCAGUGCAGCUGGUGCAUGAAUUGGCCACUCAGUGGUGUAUGUGACAGCAUUUGCAAAGAAACCUUUGCAUAAUAGAGCUUCUGGAUUGUUGCCCAAGGAAGGUUGCAACUUCCGGCCUUCCUGCAGACCUCAUUUGCUAACUGUAGCACAGGCCUAUCCAUGCUUCAGUGCAACUUUCUAUUGCCCCAGUAAAGACACCCAUUUUAAUGCUCUACGUUUACGUUGGCCCUGCUGCUCCUAGGAAAGGACAUAUUACAGCACAUAAACCCAUGGCUUCGGCAGUGUAAGAGGUGGGCAUGGCUUCUGAUUGACGUUCUGAUUCAAAGGUUGCAUACUAAAAGUCAUUCCAUAAAGUCCCAUUGCUUUAGGCCUGUCUAGUGUCCCACAUUUCCUGGUGGAAAUUCCAAGGUGUGUGUUGUCAGAGCAGUUUGUGUUACUGCUGUACUUUUAUCUCCACUCAAACCUUUCAUAGCAGACACGCAAAAUGGGACAUAGAGGUGAAGAGGGCUAAGGCUGUUUGGGAUCUUAAUUGAAAGGCCCGUUUGGAAAUUAUCAGUUGAUUGAUUUUAGACUUCAGCUUGGAAUUCCUUGGCUUUCUACAGGACUAGGUAAAACUCUAGUGUUCUUCACAUUUUUCCUUCUUCAAAUACUUUCUCAGUCUUAACUCCAUUUUACCACCUUUUUUUUUCUUCUUAACCAGGGAACUUCCUUCGUUUUAAUCUGACAAGUGAAGUACUGAUCCCCUUCCUAUUUGGAAUUAUUCAUUCUACACCAGGCACUCAAAGUACACUGUAGCCUUGGUUACCUGCGUGUUAUUUAGCAUACCUUGAUGUCAUCUUUGUUAGAACUGCACUGCCGUUUCUCCAAAGCUACAGCCUUUAAAAAAAUGGUUCAAACUGGCCAGUGUGCCUGCGGACUCCAAGAAGUCUUUGUAGGAAUCUGAAUAUUUUGCCUCCAUGGAAUCUUUCAACCUAGUAAGAUCUGUGAAGUAUUUGAAGCAGUCCCUGAGGGUCACAGGCUCCUUGGGAGUGAUUGCAUUAACCUGUGGGAUGGUUUGUGGGGUCGAGUGUGAUGGGCCAAGAAUCUUUGUCUCGAUCCAGCAAACUCUGUGACUUUUAUGCUUCCCCAGAGCUCACAUAGGGUUAAGCAGGCCAAGAAGUUAUAGUGUUAGGUUAGGGUCCCUAGGAGUUGCUGUGGGAAGUGGAAGCUCUUUAGGAAUGAGUUUACGGGCACACACUGGAAGCUGUUCUUUGACCCAGUCUCUGAGCAGUGGUUAGCACAGUCCUUUUCCAUCUGCAAAGUGCUCUUUCCCCACCCCCCACCUCUGGUGCGGUGGGUCGGUAUCAUUAUCCACACUGUACAGAUGGGGAAACUGAGGCACCAAAAUGGGAAGGGCCUUGCUGAAGUCCCUGUGAGUCUGUGGCAGAGCUAGGACGAGGACUUCAGAUUCGUCGACUCCUAGUCCUGUGUUCGUUCCAUUCGACCAGAGUUUAUCAGCCUUUGCGAGUUGGCAAUCCCUUAUUUGAAGUUAAAAAUUUUUGCCACCCCUUUCCCCUUACUAUAAAAGUUUAGAUUAAAAAUAUAUAUUGGUACUUGAGGCUAAGUAAUCGAUUUGUGUGUGUGUUUCGAGAGCUCGACAGAGAACACAUGACCUUGAACGGUCAGAGGAUGUGGGAAGUGGGGUAGCGAGAUCUUCUUUGCUUUAGAUUGUAAUAAAAAUUUCAACGCCUCACGAUCCUUCCCACUUCCCCCUCCCGGGGGUUAUGACCCAAUGUUUGAGAAACACUGCACUAGACGGUGGUACUCUAAGGUAGGUUAUGUUUGCAAAGGGAAUUCUAGUCUUGAUCCUGGCACGGUGAUCUGGUAUGCGACAGCAGGCUGAGUUGGGCUAGAUCAAUUCUUGUAGCCAGAGAGGGCUCCAGGUUCAUUUGAGCAGGUACAUGGCCAGCAGGAGAGAGGGGUUGUGGAGGAGAUGGGACUGAUCCCUACAGAGAUGGCAACAGUGCUCCUGUGGGGUUCGACUCUGCUACCCUAGAGCAUUGGGCACAAGGUGCUGACGUUAGAAGCUCAGAAAACUGGGGAUGUGCUAUGAGUUAAAUGAUUGGAAAUGAAUCUGUAACAGGUGCUUAACAUCACUGUUUGCUGGGACAGGGUUUGACUGACGGGAGCAUGUCGGACCGGAAAUCUGGCUAAUAAGCAGAAAAUCUGUGUUAAUAGACUGGUGGGUGGGGGUGGGGGGUUUAAGAAGGUGUCAGCUGGCGGAUGGUGGAGCCAGCUCGCAAUCUCGCCUUAGGAGCUGGCAGGCAGUUUGGCAUAUGGUGCAGAUUCCCGCGGCUUAAGCCAACAGACGGCCCUUAAGUGAUGGAAACGUUUUGUGAUUGGGUUAAAUUGCCUGUAGAAGGGUGAGAAAAUACACACCCGAGCUCAGUCCAGACUGGAGCAGUCUCUCAAAUGCAACAGAGCAUGAGGAGUGGAGUGAGCUCCUCGCGGCCGCUGCCCAGCAGCGGGCAGGUCUGCAAUUAACUGGAUUGCUGCUGUGUGAAAGAGCUGGAGGAGGGAGGUGUUGUGGAUGCCUUGCAGUGCCUUGGGCUGAGUCGGCCCCGGCAUUAGCUGCCUGAUGCCACUGAAGUCAGAGAUGCACCUGCAGGAAAUUGGCCUGUUGUUUUUAUCAGAGUUUUGGCAAUGACAUCGGAGGGGAAGGAUAGUUUUGUGGUUAGGGCAAGAGAGCUGGAAGUCAGGACUCCUGGGUUCUGUUCCUGCCUUUGGGAGAGGGGAGUGGGGUUGAGCAGCGGGGCUGGGAGUCAGGAUGUCUGGGUUCUAUGCCCACCUCUGGGUGGGAUCGGGUGGGUUAGAGAAGUGGGGCUGAGAGUCAGGAUUCCUGGAUUCUACUCCCACUUCAGCAUUUAAGCAACUCCAACUAGUAUAAAACGCCCCGGCAUGUCUCCUCAGCAACACAGCUGCUGGAGCACAUCAAACCUGUCCUCCGCUCUCUAUACUGGCUUCUUAGAACAUAUUGAAUCAGGUUCAAGGUCUUGGUCCUUAUCUUCAAAACGGCACAUGGCCUGGGCCCAGCAUAUCAAAAAGAUCAUCUAAAGCUCCUGGAAAGACUGUGGUCGACAGCUCUGCUGCUCUGGCCCAAUGGACUCUCAACAAUAAGAGUAAAGCUAGUCCAUGCGGGAGACAGAGCCGUCUCCAGGGGUGGUCUGAGGCUGUAGACGAAACGUCUCCAGGAACUAAGGACUAUCGUAACCCUCACCACCUUCCACUCCAACUGCAAGGAACAUUUCUUUGACCUGCCUUCUAUAAAAACACAGCAACAAAUACCUGUAUAUUAAAAGAAAACAGACACCCCUAUCAAAACCAGACAGUCCACUGCACGGCGCUUCUCCCUCUGGGGAGAGGAGGAGAGACCAGCACAUGACCGAUGUGUAGUCAUGGUGCGCUGCUGGAAGGCACUCAGAUACUACGGCCCAAGUGGCAUUUCUGCAGGGAGAGAGGAAGGGCCAAGAGAACCUCAAGACAGACCUCGUGCGCAGGAUAAAGAUGUUGGAGUAUGCCUUAAAGCAAGAAAGGUCAAAAUACCACAAGCUGAAGUUUGGAACUGAACCGAACCAAGGGGAGAAGAGAGCAGAUCUGUCAGAACCAGUUUCCAAUGGCCCAGCGGAAACAACUUCACUGGAAAGCAACCCACUGGUGUGGAAAGAAGGGCGCCAGCUGCUCCGGCAGUACCUGGAAGAAGUGGGCUACACAGACACCAUCCUGGACAUGCGCUCCAAGCGAGUGCGCUCCCUGCUGGGCCGCUGCUCCGUGGAGCUGAACGGCACCGUGGAGCCCAGCGAUUUGGGGCUGGGCCCCGCUCCGGGCCCCACUGGGCUGAACGGGGGCGAGUCGUUGCUUGUCAAACAGAUCGAGGAACAGAUUAAAAGGAACGCUGGUAAGGAGACAAAGGAUCGGAUCAGCAGCUCGGUGAUGGAGAAAAUCCCCUUCCUCCAGAACUGCGAGGACGAGGACAGCGAUGAAGAGGAAGAUCUGGAAGGCCUUCCUCUCGAAACCCAGCGGCAGCACAAGAAACAACGAGUAAAGCUUGCCACAAAGCCCCUGAUGCCUGAGGUGGAGGAUGAGGAGGAUGAUGAAGACUCUGAGGAUGCCUUGAACGAGUUUGACUUCUUGGGCUCUGGGGAGAACGGCGAGGGCUCCGGGGACGCCCGGCGCACCGGGGACGGGAACGAGCUCGAGAGCCGGAGAGUUAAGCUUCAAGGCAUGCUUGCCGAUCUCCGGGAUGUUGAUGGGCUCCCUCCUAAACCAUCUAUUCCAUCUGUCAUCUCCAGUCAUCCCAGGUCUCACGAAGGGUCGCUUGGCUUCUCCUCGGACGUGUUUAUCAUGGACACCAUCGGCGGAGGGGAAGUAAGUCUGGGGGACCUGGCAGACCUGACCGUCACCAACGACAACGAGCUCAGUUGUGACCUGUCGGAUGGCAAGGACGCCUUUAAGAAGACCUGGAAUCCCAAGUUCACCCUCCGGAGUCACUACGAUGGGAUCCGGGCCCUGGUUUUCCACCACACGGAGUCCGCGCUGGUCACUGCCUCUGAGGACGGCACGCUGAAGCUGUGGAACCUCCAGAAGACGGUUGCUGCCAAAAAGAACGCCGCACUGGACGUGGAGCCGGUCUACGCUUUCCGGGCGCACAGGGGUCCAGUGCUCUCCGUUGCCAUGGGCUGUAACAGUGAAUAUUGCUACAGUGGCGGAACGGACACCAAGAUCCGCUUCUGGAGGGUCCCAGAUUUGAGCAUGGAUCCAUACGACAGUUACGAUCCAGGAGUCCUCAGCAACGUCCUGGAAGGCCACACGGAUGCGAUCUGGGGCCUGGCAUUCAGCCCUUCCAAGAACCGCCUGGCUUCGUGUUCAGCAGAUGGCACGGUCAGAAUAUGGGACCCUAGCGAGAACCCAUCCUGCCUCAGCACCUACAACACGGAGCGUGAGUACGGAAUCCCUACCUCUGUCGUGUUCGCCAGCACGGACCCUGCCCAUGUUGUGGCCGCCUUCCGAACAGGCAACACGGUGCUGUACGACCUGGAGACCUCCCAGCCCAUCCUGACGCUGGAAUCCAGAGCUGCCACUGGAUUCAGUCAAAUCAAUCACGUGGUGAGCCACCCGACGCAGCCCGUCACCAUCACGGCGCACGACGACCGAGGAAUCCGCUUCUUGGACAACCGGACAGGGAAAGCCAUCCACUCCAUGGUCGCUCACUUGGACGCUGUCACCUGCCUCGCCGUGGACCCCAAUGGGGUCUUCCUCAUGUCUGGAAGCCACGACUGCUCCCUGCGCCUCUGGAACCUGGACAACAAGACGUGCGUGCAGGAGAUCACGGCCCACCGCAAGAAACAUGAGGAGGCCAUCCAUGCUGUGGCCUUCCACCCUAGCAAGGCCCUGAUUGCCAGUGCCGGGGCCGACGCCCUGGCCAAGGUCUUUGUAUGAGCGGCGGAGGAUCCUGCAGGUAGGUCCCCGGGACUCUCCAGAGGUGCUAAUCCCGUCUGGCGAUGAGCGUUUCCCCCCCACCUCCCCACAGCUCAGGACCUGCUGACAAGGGGCGGCUCUUCUCACCCAGUGGAGUGACGCAGACGUGUGUGGCUGGGGAGGGUGGGCAGGGGAGGAUGGCAACCCCGUGACCGCCCCUUCCCGUGCCCUCAGGGCCCAGCAGCCAGAUUCUGGAAUGUUUUCUGCUUGUUUCAAGGUCGCCUGGUUUUAUUUCCCAGCCAGUGAGCGGAAAGUGUUCAGGGCCAGGCACGGCUAAUGGCAGGGAGGGGCAGGGCCCAGCUGUUCCAUGACGUUGGGCACUUGUCCCCUUCCCAGCAUCAGGGCAGCCCUCGCUGCCCCUAACUCCCCUGGGCAAGGCUCUGCCAGGCCACAAAGUAACCCCUGGACCUUUAGGGUUCAUAAACCCUCCAGAACUGUCUCCUGGCCUCUUCCUUUCCUCCCUGAGCUGUCCCCUGCCGGCCCCUUGCAGAGCCCCCGAGUUUCAGCCGAGCUGCCCCUGCCGGCUGAUGCCAGGCCCGUCAGCAGGAGGGACUUGGGGGCAGGCUUAGUGAUCACGAGGGGGGCCGGAGAGCCAGGGAGGGAGGUGCACUGAGUAGAAGAGGGGGCCAGCUGGGAGGUUGCUCAGAUUGACCUGGAAUAAGAGGCCCCAUUGCGUUGGGUCAAGCCAGGAAGGUUACUUCCUGUGGGGAGCAGGGUGGGGGUAGCAAGGCAGUUCCCAGGCUGCUGCCCGCCCGGACGAGUGACUGGGACAGGGGGACGGGACUCAGACCCAGGGGUUACAGCGUUGACAGUGGAGGGGCCGAUGGGUGCUGCCCUCCCCUCUCACCCCUGCUCGGGGCAGCGCCGCUGGGCCUGAUGCGAAGUGUUUGGUCUCCAGGGCUGCUGUUGCCCUCAUCCCAGCUGUGCAGCCCACGCUGCCCCAUUAGCCCCCCAGUUUGCAGGCCAGCCAGCCUCCCGUGUCAGAUCUCCUCCUGCCCCUGGCCUGCUUGGCGCUGCCCUCGAUCCUGGCCCCAUCAGGUCCUGGGGGGACAGCCCUCGGCCUCCUUGGCUUCCUACCUUAUUGUAGCAAUAAUCCCUUCCUGUGAGGGGUGGGGGCCUCCGAGCAGGCAGCUCCUGUGUGACACUACUGCUCCCUUAGCACAGGGGUGCGUGCCUGCCCUGUGACGGGAGCUCCAUUCAUCCACGAACGGUUCUCCUGCCCUCCGACUGCAGCCUGGUUCUCAGCCCAUCCCCAGCGCAGUCCGGGCAGAGUCUGGCACCUGGAGUGCUCCCCCCAGAACACUAAACCCCCAUGCUGUUCCCAGGGGGCAAGGCCACCCUUGCCAGGACUGGACGUGAGCGGUGUUACCUGGGAUGGCUGCACUGGUCAAACACCCCUCCCUCCCCCCAGAGCAAGCCAGUGCUAGCAGGCUGGGCGUUCCCCUGGCAAGGGUUGGACACAGCCAUGCACAGAACCUGAUAAAUCCCAUGGCGUUCAGAGCCAGUUUGCAGUAGGGUCGCCCUCGCCAUCACCCCAGCAAUAAAGUCCACAUACCCGGGGCUCCAAUGCCUUCCCUUCCUGCUGCCACCCCCUCCCCCGACAGCAACCUAUGCUCUGUCCGUGGGCACAUGACCCACCCCCAGCUUGGCUAACUGUCACCUAGACUGCAACCCUGCUUGAGAGGCAGUUGGGUCUAAUGGUUAGGGCAGAGGGCCUGCUGGGAGUCAGGACUCCGGGGUUCUGUUCCCACUCCUUGGGGAAGUCACUUCCCCUCCCGGCAUCUCCCUUUCCCUGUCCUCAAGGGGGACAGUAAUUCUUCCUCCCUGCCCCCUGUUUGCAAAGUGCAUGGUGCCGUUGAGCGGCUGAGUGUUACCCUUGCCACAUCAGAAACCAUCUCUCACAUCUCAGCAGGGGCGAAGUCCCCGCUUUGGCUUGGACACUAACCCAUCGCGCCGUGGGGUGCCCCCUGGAGCCUGUGCCAUGUCAUGGGAUUCUGCAUGAAGCAGCUACAACACCAGGAACCACACCGACGAGGGGGGGACUAAAAGGGAAAUGUUAGCUUUGAUCGCAGGGUUCUCUCAAACCUCUCCACUGUGGUGGGGGCUGAUUCCACCAUGGCCAGAGGGGUGCAGAUCACUGCCCCCUGGUCGGUAUCCCCUGCCAUCUCUUCAUUUCAUCUUCUCGCCUGUAACAAAGAAAAACUCCUUGUAUAUUCUGUACAAAUGAAAUCCGAUUGAAACCGAACCCAGAAACACCUAAAGGGCUGAAGCUAAAGUGACCACAAACCAUGUUAUCACUGUGUGAUAGUCUCUACCGCUGGCAUUUUCAAACCGACUAGCGAUUGUGGGGUGCCAGCUCUAAAGGGGGGUGUUGCUGAGCCAGCUGCCCUCUGGCAAUCAGGCCCCGUAGGCCAUGUCGAGGCAGGGGAGCUGCCCAAGAAUCAAAUCGCUAGCCGCUCUUGAAAACCUCGGCCUACGUCCCCAAUAUACUGUAUGUAUCGGUGUGCUGUAUUUAUCCAAACUGAGAGCACUCGCCUUUUUAAUGCCGUUUAACUUUUUAUUGUAUAUUUAUUUGACCUCUUUUGGUUUUUUUUUUUUUUUUUUUUUUGUCCUGUUUAAUCACAAGACUGAAUCGUAUGUGAAGAAAUCUGCCUCAAUAAACCCCCUUUGGAAUAAGAA